AUGUCCACGACGGCAACGACCACGACGGCAACGACCACGCCGAGCUCCACAUCCAGCACACCCACCACGCCCACCACGCCCACAAUGUUUCUUCCUCCAACCGCGCAAACCCCGCGCCUCUCGAUCCCCUUCGCCCUGCGCCUCCCCAUCCUGACGGGCACAUCGAUCCUCCUCGGCGGCGCGCUGGGGUCAAUGGUGGGCGGUCACAGAGCGUCGCUGAUCUUCCGGGCGGAGAACUCGCACCGCCAACCGACGUCGACAAAGGGCUGGUACUUCUACCACAAGACGAAGAACUACCACGUAGCGUACGGCGCGGUUGUGGCGGGCGUGAAGCAUGCGGUCCGGGUGGGCGCGUGGGUCGCCAUGUUUGUCAUCUUUGAGGACGCGGUCGAUCGGUUAAGAGGACGCGUGGAUGCCCUGAGUACUGUCUGUGCGGGCUUGGGCGGCGCGGGGGUGUUUUCGCUUUGGCAUGGACUGGGCUACGGGUUUGCGGUGCGGACUGCGAAGAAGGGGUUCGUUAUUGGUGCGGGGUUUGGGCUGGCGCAGGACGCGAUACGCUGUUUGAAGGGGCAGCAUGGAGGCGUGUUUGAAUACAUGGGGAUUGGCGCUGGACGGCGGGAGGCGCGCGCGGCGGAUGAGGCGGCGAUGGCGACACGACACUAG
This is a messenger RNA of Tricharina praecox, 663 nucleotides long. RefSeq lists its product as uncharacterized. The transcript is spliced from 2 exons. Lineage: Eukaryota; Fungi; Ascomycota; Pezizomycetes; Pezizales; Pyronemataceae. The record is from RefSeq and is a predicted model, not a curated record. Bases 1 to 663 code for a protein of 220 amino acids.